CGCGCAUGAGGGGCGAGUCCGGCAACGCCGAGGACGGAGGCGCGCGACGCGAGGUGUUCGAGGUGAUGUGCGAGGCGUGCUGCCACGAGGGCCUCGUCGACGUCGCGCUGGAGGUUUUCGACGACGUCAAGGCGUACGACGUUCGGGUGAGCAAGGUGACGCUCGCGUUUUUGGAGGCGUGCUGUCGCAGGUCCAAGGUUCCGGAGUGGCGCGUGUUCGACGUGUGCGCUCAGCUCCGGCAUCAGGUGACGGCCAAGAAGCAGGCCAGGCUGGCGGCUCAGAUGCCGGCCAAGUCGAGGUCGCACCACGUCUACGGCGUCGUGGACAGCGCGGAUUCCUCCGACGAGGACGACGUCGACGAGUCAAUACCCCCGGCCACCAUCACCACCUCCUCCUCCUCAUCCUCCGCCACCGCCGCCUUCGUCCAGGACGACGUCGGCGGCGAGCGCAGGCGGCGCAAGGACGUAGAGGACAAGUGGGAGCGGGCUCGGCGGGAGCGGAGCAGGGAUCGCGCGAGGGGGGCAAGCGCGGAUUCGGGCGGCGGGGAAAAUUUGGACCUCGCGUGGCUCAAGUUCGACGAUCCGUACGGGGACGAUCCGUACGGGGACUACGACUCGCGUGACCGGCGGGCGGGCGGGGAGGAGGAGAUGGAUCCCCUGCAGGCUGAGCUUCGCACCGAGGGGUUGGGAAGAGGUAACAGGCAAGACCCAUCGUAGCCAGAUGAAGCAUUUUUUAACGAAGCAAGCAAGCAAGC
Molecule: messenger RNA, 754 nt
Organism: Micromonas commoda
Lineage: Eukaryota; Viridiplantae; Chlorophyta; Mamiellophyceae; Mamiellales; Mamiellaceae
Exons: 1
Coding region: 6-716 (236 amino acids)
Molecular function (GO): protein binding
Source: RefSeq, a predicted model, not a curated record